AUGUUUAAUAAAUAAUUAUAUAUGAUGAAUUCUCAUUUAUAAUUAAGUACAAAAUAUUGUACUGCUGUUUUCAUCAUGUCUGAUUACAACUUUGCAUAUUGAUUGGUGACUGAUUAUCGUACAUCACCUUUAAGAUCAAAAAUUGUAAUUUUUGGUCAUCUAAGUAAUUAAAAUUAGCUAAAUACUUGGUUUGGUUGAGGAAUGAUUAUCCAACUACUCAAAUGCAUUUCUGCUCUCUCAACUUUAUUAAUAAGUGGAGUUUUCUAAUGAAUGAUAGAUUUACCGAUAAGAAUUUAAUUAUUCUCUUACAACAAACAACAAACAAUAAACAAUAUAA
Molecule: messenger RNA, 337 nt
Organism: Paramecium sonneborni
Lineage: Eukaryota; Ciliophora; Oligohymenophorea; Peniculida; Parameciidae
Source: the annotation of a GenBank genome assembly